Messenger RNA from Prorocentrum cordatum, 2181 nucleotides. Lineage: Eukaryota; Dinophyceae; Prorocentrales; Prorocentraceae. The record is from the annotation of a GenBank genome assembly.
CCAGCCGGGUGCUCAAGGAGGGGCAGAGCCAACCAGUCUGGCCCCGCCCGCCGCGCGCGCGGCUUGUGCCCAAUGCACAGAGCGGCCUUGGCAUCACAGCCAACACUGGCUCUGAUCAGCGUCAGGCAUCAGCGCGUGGCAGCCGCUGGUUCCGGCGGGCCGAGGGGUUAGCGGCGGCACGCAUCGCACAGCGCCGCUUUGAUAUUACUUGGCCAGCAUUGGCGCUGCGUCGUCGGCGGACACUCGCGGCGUCGGAUGUCUGGGCCUGCGAUGUUUGCGGUCGUGGCAUUUGCGCCGGAUGUGGCCCUUGGUCCAAGUCUUAGCACUGGCCGGUGCCGCUACCCUGGGUUUCGUUUUUCUGCGGCAAGGCUCUCUGAGAGGAAUUGCGAGUGCAGAUGUUCGAGAAUGGUAUGCGAACGACACGGACGGUUCUGAAAGCGACCUUGGUACAGUUUCGCCCCAUCUAGGUCCGCGAGAGUUCCCAGUCCCGCCACAGGUAUUGCAUUCGAGGUGCUUGUCCGCGAAGUUUAACACCACUCGGUUCCCCAAUGUCUCGAUUAUCAUCCCCUAUUUGAACGAGUCGUGGUCACAGAUGAGAGCAACCGUCGGAUCCAUCCUUUCGUAUUCACCCAUGGACCUAGUCGACAAUAUACUCUUCAUUGAUGAUGGGAAUUCUGCUGAGUGGCAAUUCCAUGACCAGCUGAGGGCAUUGCACACCAAGGUCACUGUACAUCGCAAUGACCGUCGAGAAGGUCUGAUACGUUCUAGAGUGAUCGGUGCACGCCGGACUACCUCGGAGGUACUCGUGUUCAUGGAGCCUCACUGCGUUGUGCAGCCGCGCUGGAUUGAGCCUCUGCUCGAGCGCAUGGCGGGGUCCGAGGAUCACGCCACGGUUGUGGCGCCAGUCAUCGACGUGAUACCGGAGGCGGACUUCAGCAAGUACCGCGCGUCGCACAGUCAGGUCGGAGGGUUCGACUGGACCCUGACUUUCCGCUGGGCCGCGUUCCCAGAGUACAGGAACGCAUCAUACCGGUAUCCAGAGCCGUUCGCUAGCCCCGCAAUCUCCGGCGGCAUCUUCGGCAUCUGGCGCGACUUCUGGGAGAGGCUCGGGGAGUACGACAUGGGCAUGUCCGCGUGGGGUGGCGAAACAUCGAGCUGUCGCUGCGGGCCUGGCGCUGCGGCGGGCGCAUCGAGCUCCUUCCCUGCUCCCGCCUGGGGCACGUGUUCCGGUCCGCGCAUCCCUACUCGGUCAGCGGCAAGGAGGUGUUCCGGAACCACCAGAGGGUCGCCGCGGUCUGGCUCGACGAGCACGCCGCAAGCUGGCGGACAGAAAGGCUGUGCAGCCGGACCGAUCCGCCCUGCCCUGAUCAUUGGGUGCCAGACUCUCCUGGUCGCUGCCGAUCUUGCUUCAAAAAAUACCAGUACCGGUCGCGUCUGGUCUGUUUCAAAUCGGUCACGGCCGAUCGCGACCGAACAAAUCUUGUAUCCAGUGAUUUGAGAAUGCCGCAGCGCCCGAGGCAUCCUCCAGAGCCGCUGGAUCCCAAGGCUUCUCGAUUUCAGUCGCACCCGAUCUUAAUCCUUGCCCUGGUCUCGUCUUACCGGGGUUCCCGAUGGCGAUGGCGGAACAGCUGAUGUCGUACAGCCGGACCGAGGUCUAAGAUCGAGGUCGUCCCGGGGAGGGUGCCCGGACGUUCUUCGUGCUUCUUGGGUGUUCUUGUGCCCCCCCUGGGGGAGGAUAGGGCUCUUUGUUUUGGCCUUCUUGAAGGACGUUCUUAAGAACGUCCUUCAAGAAUUCUUCUGUCCUAGGUCCGACCGCACCGUCGUUCGUCCGCUGAGCGAGCUUCCACGCCGCCGCCCCGUGGGCGGAGGCGCUGGACCCCGGCGACGUCUCCGAGCGCCUGCGGCUGCGCAGGGCGCUGGGCUGCCGGUCCAUGGGGUGGUACGUCGAGCACGUGUACCCAGAGUUGCUGCGCUCGGGUGCGCGCUGGGUCUACUGGGAGUUCGUCCACUCCAAGAUGGUUCGCGCUAGGCACGACGCGGUCGACUUCGCGCGGGGGGUGCUGCGUCGCCUCGGCGGCCUCCAGGAGCUGUGAGGCGCCCAGACACUGCCGGCCGACGUCACUCCGUGCCCCCUCCUCGCGCAUACCCUCUCCCGCGUGCCUCCUGCCUCCUGCCCCCUUU